Melopsittacus undulatus (budgerigar) is the source of this 6448-nucleotide messenger RNA. It is a transcript of the gene FOSL2, whose product is annotated as FOS like 2, AP-1 transcription factor subunit. Gene Ontology annotation, molecular function: DNA-binding transcription factor activity, RNA polymerase II-specific; RNA polymerase II cis-regulatory region sequence-specific DNA binding. The coding region runs from base 290 to 1261 and encodes 323 amino acids. The record is from RefSeq and is a predicted model, not a curated record. The transcript is spliced from 5 exons. NCBI's taxonomy places the organism in Eukaryota, Metazoa, Chordata, Aves, Psittaciformes, Psittaculidae. Gene Ontology annotation, biological process: regulation of transcription by RNA polymerase II. Gene Ontology annotation, cellular component: nucleus.
CGCCGCGGGUUUGACGUGUGCGAGUGCACAUGGUGCGGGGCGGCGGGCGGAUAAUAAGCGAGUGGGGCCGCGGCGAUGCCAUUGCUCUGAGUCACCGCGGCCGCGCACAGCUCCCGCUCCGCCUUUUUUUGUCCCCCGUUCCCCCGCUGUCCGCGGCCAGCGCUGAGAGGCGAAAGGCAAGAGCCGCCGAAGAGGUCGGGAGGGAGAAGGGGGCGGGGAGACGGCGAGGGAGCGGCGGGUGUCGGUGCGGGAAGGCGGGGACGCGGCUCCCCCGGCCCGACCUCGGACCAUGUACCAGGACUACCCCGGGAACUUCGACACCUCCUCCAGAGGCAGCAGCGGCUCCCCGGGACACCCCGAGACCUACUCGAGCAGCGCAGCCCAGCAGAAAUUCCGAGUAGAUAUGCCAGGAUCAGGCAGCGCUUUUAUCCCUACGAUCAACGCCAUCACAACCAGCCAAGACCUGCAGUGGAUGGUCCAGCCCACCGUCAUCACCUCCAUGUCAAGCCCUUACUCCCGUUCGCACCCUUACAGCCACCCACUGCCCCCGCUGUCUUCAGUGGCCGGACACACAGCCCUACAGCGACCUGGUGUCAUCAAAACCAUUGGGACCACAGUGGGCCGGAGACGGAGAGAUGAGCAGCUGUCGCCUGAGGAAGAAGAGAAGCGAAGGAUCCGGAGAGAGAGGAACAAGCUGGCAGCUGCUAAGUGUCGUAACAGGCGUCGAGAGCUAACAGAGAAACUCCAGGCGGAAACUGAAGUGCUGGAGGAGGAAAAGUCAGUGCUGCAAAAGGAGAUUGCUGAGCUCCAGAAGGAGAAAGAGAAGCUGGAGUUUAUGCUGGUGGCUCACAGCCCUGUGUGCAAAAUCAGCCCUGAGGAGCGUCGGAGCCCUCCAUCCAGCAGCCUCCAGAGUGUUCGGACUGGAGCUAGCGGAGCGGUGGUGGUGAAGCAGGAGCCUGUGGAGGAAGAGAUCCCUUCCUCCUCUUUGGUCCUUGACAAAGCCCAGAGGUCUGUCAUUAAGCCCAUCAGCAUUGCUGGAGGUUUUUAUGGGGAGGAGGCACUCAACACUCCCAUCGUGGUGACCUCAACACCAGCCAUCACUCCUGGUUCCUCCAACUUGGUGUUCACUUACCCCAAUGUGUUGGAUCAGGAGUCUCCUCUCUCGCCGUCCGAGUCCUGCUCCAAAGCUCACCGGAGGAGCAGCAGCAGCGGUGACCAGUCCUCGGAUUCCUUGAACUCUCCCACCUUGCUGGCAUUGUAAUCCCCUGCGGCCCCCCAUUUUGCCAGUGUGUUACAUCCCCCCCAGCACCAUGGGGGGAGCCCCCCUCUGUGGGAUUAGAGACAGGCACAGGAUCGUUCAAGCACAAGGGCAGCAAGAGCAAGGAUGGGGAAGUGCUGCAGCUCCAGGAAGGAGAGUGAGGACCAACGCCAGCUCCCUGGAGGCAGAAAAUGGCAAGGGUGGGACUGACGCACCAGGACUGUUUGGAGAGGGUGACGUCCCCUCUGUAGGGACUGCCUAUGGAAACCUGUUUAUGGCCGUGGUGGACUUGGGGAGCCCUCCUGGCCGGGACUGAAGGCGAGCUGCAGAAAUUGCUAGUUGUCCCUUUGUGAAUGGAUCUGAUUGGUUGUGCUCUGUGCUUAGAUCAUUCUGGUUAGCUGAUCUUACAACUUCUCUCUUUCAGUCUCUCCCUCUCUCUCUCUCUGUGCUUAUCAUUUCCAAUGUUGUCAAUCCCAUGACAUUUCAUCCAGUGGCUUUGAACUCUAAAGGCUUGUUAGGAUCAUUCCCCUCAGGACAGGCUGUGGGGAAGCACAUAGGGUUGCCCAGGCAGGGGGGAUGGCUAGGAGGUCCAGGAAUGAGAGAGGAUGGGGGACACGAGGAGCCUGAGGGCUCAGCAGCAAGGGCAGAGCUCAGAUCUCUGGCUUGGGGCACAGAGACAGCGGCAGCCUCAUGCAGAAGCCUUUCUUCUUAAAGUAGAUGUAUUUAUCCCCUUGGGCUCCUCAAAACACAAGUUAGCAUCUCAGGGCCAAAGUAGCACCAGAAAAGCUGCUGGGCGGGUACUUACCAGUGUCUUUGGCAGGGUUUUACCCUAGUUUGGUGGAUAUCAAAUCUGCUGCUUGUUGUUUACUUUUCCUGGGCUGCUUGCUGUCUGGGAGGGAGUAUUGCAUCUUCCUCCCCAUCCGGGCUCUUGACUCAGGCUGAUCUCUUCCUGUUAGUAAAUCCUCCCCUUGGCCAUAUUAGUAAAGCAUGCUACCAAAAAAGAGGUGGCACCAUGUGCCUAUAAAUCUAGGAUGGAGACUGGCAGUGGAUACGAUGGUGAAACUACCUGUCUGUACCCUUGCUGAACUUUUCAUUGUUGGGAAACAAAGCAGUGCACAUCCACCGGUUGAUAUUAGUGGGUGUUGUUUGUUCAGAGAUUCCCAGUUUCUGAGGCUGGGGGAAGGCAGUGGUCCAACCUCCAGCACAGCACAGGCUACAAGGUGCUCCUGACCAGGCAGGAAUGGCAUGGUUGAAGUGGUGACCUAUUUGAACUAGAACAGAGCUUCCAACGACCUCUGGUUAUGAAUGACAAAUGACAGCAGAGGAAAACAGGUUACUAUUAUUUGCACCUUGAUCAUUGGCCUCUGGGUUUUUACAUUGUAAAGCAUUGAUCUGGUUUUGUUGGGGCUGAUUGGCCUGAAGACACAAAUCAGAGGGCUCUUCCCCUAGCCCUGGGUCCUUGUCUUCUCCAACCUGUGGGCUUGGCUGCUACUACUAAGUGCUCACAGAGGGCACAAGCUCUCCAGUGCUGCUGUUCACUACUGAAAACAGUAAUGUGUAUAACCUAUUCCUGCAUGGAGCCAAGCUCAAUUCCUUUUGAUGUCAAACCAUGACUAUGUGCACACUAGGACUGCUCAGCUUGCCAGCUAAGUCGCUUGAGGGAUAGCUCUCUGGUCCUGCCUGUUGAAGCUGUGGUGGCAGCUAUUUAUUUUGGUGUGAGAUUUUCUUGUUCUUUUAUAUAUUUCCUUUAAUCAACUGAACCUGGGAUAUUUCUUGGUCAGGCUGGACCUGAAGAAACGCAAUAUACAAUUAUAGGGCCAGUCCUGUGAGAUGCUAAACUGCUGCAGUCCUCACCAGCGCCACUGGGAAUAGUAGGGUUCAGUCUUGUGGAACCGGACCUUUCCUCAGCAGGGCUGGUUUCCCUCAAACCCUGGCCACUGUCCAUUCCAUGAGUUAUUUCAAAGGGACACUACUAUGGCUCUAAAGGUAGGCUUUGGUUUUUUGUUAUUACUAUUGCUUUUAAACACAGAUAUUUACCAAACCUGCCAGAAACAGCAAAAUAUGAGUGGUCUUUUUGCUUUCUAAAGCUGAUUGGGAUUCAGGCUUUUUCUUUGUCACUAAAACACUUCCAUCAUUAUACCAGUGCUGGAGGUUUCAAAUGAAGCUUGCGCAAUAAGCAAAAUGGACGAAGGAGUUCUCAUGUCCUUACAUGAACAUCAGAACUUCCUUUUUAACAAAGUAGACCUUAAACUUCCCAUAGUGAGCACAGAGGGUCCUGUUCUCAUAGAGGUUUAUGUAGAUGACAUCACUUUAGGUCGCUUGUUUGUGCUGGCCUGGAUUGAGACUCUAAAACUGCUCAAUAAAAUGGCUCUGCAUGUCAUUUCCACCCAUUCUUGAGCAGAAUACACACUGACAAGUGAUGGAUCCUAAAGUGAUGCAGCUACUUUUGAGGCUAGCUGAUCAGGAUUGCUGUUUCCUGGGAAUUUAGGAGCAUUCUUACUAGGGGUUUCAGGAAGUCAGGUGCCUCCUUAAACCCAAACAGGCUCAGCUCCUAGUGGAACAACAAAACCCUACCUUUUCAUCACUGAAUCCAGAAGGAACUAAGGAUCUGCAGCUGGCCCUUUCCCACUAGCCUGCUGCCUUGACAUUGACCUUCUCAUGGACAGGAUGGUCCCCUUUCCUGUCCUCUGAUACUAAUGGGAGCCACUUGAAACUGCCUGGAAAAGAGGAUUAUUUACUCCUACCUGGAAAAAGCUCUGAAUACCUUGUGCCUGCCCAUUUUGUCCCUUAAAUCUCUCAGAGGAUGUCUGUGUUGGGAACGCUGGUCUCCUGCCUCUUCCGUAUUUUGUGGAUCAGCCUUACUCUAGUUUGUGGCAGACAGGUACAACUUGAGCUCCUCUGCUGUUUUGGUCUGGCCCUGCAUUCUUCAGGUUUACUGAUGUGCUUUUUUGGGAAAUUACUGUCUUCCUCAUCCCCCAAAUGGUAUUUUCCAUAAGUACCUUCCCUGCCAAUUCCUAAAUGUAAUCUUCAUGUUCUGCAUGGAAUGGGGAUGCGGGAGCUGUUAUAACUAGUGUCUGACCAAGAGUUGUUUGAGUCAAUGGAAAAGGCCCAGGGAAUUCCAGCUGGUAUUGGGUCAAUCCCUUAGUGACUGGCCCAACAAAGCCUUUAGCAACAUCUUAAAUUAACCAAUGCCAAACUGGGAGGAGCAGUAGCAGCUGCUCUGAAGGAAACAUUCAGCUUCCAGGUGAUGUUUGCCAUUCCAGUUUUACCCUAGUUCCUCCUUCCCCCUUCCUAGUUGUGGCAUUGCCUUCAUCCAUUCCUUUCUCGUAGGCGUGGAGACGGGGUGAGUCUCAAACUGCUUGUGGUGUGAUGGGAUUUGGGACCAACAUGCUGGGGACAGUAGCUCUCUGUUGUGUUUUUAUAAUUAUUAUUUAAAUGAUCUAUUUAGUUCAUCUGAACCUUUAAUUUUGCUGCUUACUGUAUGUAGGAUCCUCCUGGCCUUCAUCCUAAAUGAAAAGGAAAACAAAAUGAAAGCAAACCUAAGACACCCCCUCCCUCCUCCCUGGUAUCUUAUUUAUUGGCAGGCAACCGUCUUGUGCCUGCUCCAGCAGAUCUGCCCACCAUUAAUUUAACAUCCUCCCAACUCACAUUCCUGCUGUUUGGUUGUUGCCUUCUUUUUUUGCCUUUUAUUGUUGGGGUUGGUUGUUGUCUCAUUUCUUCAUUCUAAAACAGACUUCUGAAAUAUAAGAGAUCUUAUUAUCAUGACAUUUACAGGUUCAUUUUCAUUAGGAAGGCCAAGUCAAACAUUUUAAGAGGUGGGGGGAACAAUCUGCAUUUUAUUUCUUAUUUAUUUAUCAUGUUUACAUCUUUUUUUUUCUGUUCAAGACUUGGAUAUAAUAAAGAAAGCAUUAAAAAUAUUCCAAUCUUCUUCUUUUUUUAGGUUAAUAAUUUUUUUCUUUUGAUUCUUUAAAUGAAAGAUUCUGGGUUUUGUUGUCGUCUGUAUAAAAUGUACAAAGAGAUGUGUUUCUAAAGAUGCAUUAUCAUUCCUCUGUGAACAGUAGGUUGAGUUCAGGAUGAAUCUCAGAAUACAAGAUAAUAAUAAAAUCCCAUCCUGUUUUACUUAAUUGUUCCCCUCCUAUCCUGUAUGAUUAAAGGGUUAUUCCACUUUCUUGUUUGUGGUUACUUGAUAUUAAAACCAUAUUAAAAUGUGUAGAAAAUAGGUAUCCAAUUGUUUUUGCUCAGUGAGAGAAUAAACUGUUGUAUAUAUCUUGAUAUACUGUGUAGUUCAAAGUAAGAUCAAUAAGGGAUAGUGCAUCUUUAUUAGGGCGAUAUGUUACUAGUGUCACUAAAGUCUACUUUAAGAUCCUCACAUACAGAAAGGGCCUGAUUCUGAUUCCACUCUCCUGGGGGCACGUUGAGAGCAUCAGUAGCAUUUUGCUGCUGCAAAGCAGGUGUCAGAGGUGGAAUCAAGCCUCAGUAAUGAAUAGGUGACCAUGAGGAUUACUGAAGGUUUGGGGGCACCAUUAUCUUUCUUUUUUUGUUGGGUUUUCUCUUUUCCCUCUCAAGUUUUAGCUCAUGGAGGUUUUGUUUGUUUGGGUUUCCUUGUUUGUCUGCAGUGAAACAGUUUCUGCCACAAGCUGGUUCUUAGAGGUGACUGCUGAAUUGGGACCCUUUGCUUGUGAUCUUAAUAUCGUUCUUGCAGUCCUGGAGAAUCAGCUCUCAGGCAUUCUCUCUGGCAUUGUCUCUUUUCUGUUCUUGUUAUUUUACUGAAUUACAGGCCUACAGUAUUUGCACUAAAAAAGCUUGUUAGAGAAAGCUUGCUGCUAUGAAAGAAAACACAUUAAAAUUGUUUUGCUUUUCCAAUUUUAACUGAGUAGCAUUUUGUAGAAUAAAAUCAAUUUAGACUGAAAAUUAAGAAAGACUUUUCUUUUUUUCCUCUGCACUUUCUUGGCCCCACACUCCUCUCUUUUCCUCCCAUUCCUCGGUGGUGUGAUGUUCCCCCCUUCUCCUUUGGUGCUCAGUUGUAAUGAUUGGCUGUAUUGUUGACUAUGCUGCUGAGAAUUAUGACACUUGUAAAUCUUGUUUUAAUGACAUUGUGGACACUUUUUGUAUAGCAAGAGCUAACUGGAGUUCUUCUCUCUCUGUUAAUUGAAGUUAUUAAAAAGCUCCCUUUGCCAUGAACAAUUAAAA